Molecule: messenger RNA, 1891 nt
Organism: Macrosteles quadrilineatus (aster leafhopper)
Lineage: Eukaryota; Metazoa; Arthropoda; Insecta; Hemiptera; Cicadellidae
Product: intraflagellar transport protein 57 homolog
Exons: 10
Coding region: 311-1537 (408 amino acids)
Biological process (GO): intraciliary transport; non-motile cilium assembly
Cellular component (GO): intraciliary transport particle B; centrosome; cilium
Source: RefSeq, a predicted model, not a curated record
UUGUUAGUGUUGUUAGUGGUUGUCAUAUUUGAUAAUUGAUUUCUGUUUAUAUUGUUUUUGAAUUUUGAUCAACUAACUGUUAAUUUUGCCAAAUGCUAUGUUGUCAAAAUGAAACCAGUCAAACGUAUACAGUCCAAUAUAAUCGGAGAAGAACAAUAAUUGUGAACAAGGCUUAUGUAAAGUGUACCAGUGAAGAUAACCUGAAAGUUACCCAUCAACAGUGAACAAUUUCAAAUUAUUUACUUUGAUUUCAACGUUAAACGAUUUUAGUUCUGGUACAUCACUGUAGGCUAGGAUCUAAAGGUGAAUCAUGGAUCUAGAGCAAUUAUCAUCUCGAGGGUCUGCCUUGGAGGAUCCUACCGAUCCGUCACAGGCUUACCAGCCCUUUAUCAUCAUGGAGGAGCUCAUGGAUAAAUUGAAAGCUUUAAAAUACGACGAAGAGUUCAUCAAAGCUUUAAAAAUGCGUCCACUUAACAGAUACUAUUUCGCUCUGCAGACUAAUCCAGGAGAACAAUUUUUCAUGUUCACGUCACUAGCGGCCUGGUUGGUGCGUAAAAUGGGACGUCAGUUUGAACAACCCCAGGAAUACGAUGAUCCUAACUCAACCAUCGCUGUAGUUUUGGAUGCCACACGGGAUCUUGGUAUUCCGGUGGAUUUUGCCCCCAACAAGCUAAAGCAAGGGUACGGUCGCUAUGCCAUCUACAUUCUCAACAGCUUGGCUGAUAAAGCCAUGGAGCACACUAAGGUUAUUUGGAAAAAACCAAAACCCCCUCUUGAAGUGGAUACUGAAGAGCAGCCUAUAGAUGACGAAGCUGAACUUCUCUUGGAGAAGAUUGAAGAAGAAAUGGCAGCUGAGGAUUCAGAUGAUGAUGAAGACAACUUGCUGCACAUCGAUGAUCUACAGAACAUCACCAACAUCAACAAGAGUUUGUUGGAGUCCCAAAAACAAGAAGAGAUGUUGGAAUCUAAUACUAACAGCGAGGAGUGGCGAUUGGAAUUGGAACGAGUUUUACCAAAACUGAAAGUAACAAUUAAAUCUGAUUCAAGAGAUUGGCGGGCUCAUUUGGAGCAGAUGAAGCAAUAUCAAAGCUCAUUGCAGGAGGUGAUGUCAUCUGCCAACUCACAACUACAACAUCUCUCCACAGAUCUGGGCAACUCCCUCAACAAGAUACAGAGUAGAGACAAGUUCCUCAACAGUCAACUGGAAUCUCUGCUGUAUCAAUACAGGACUGUACAGGAUGAGUUAGCCAAGAUCUCGGAGCAGUAUAGAGAAGUCAGCGGAGGAGUAUCCGAGCGGCAGAAGACCUUGGCUCGGAUAACAGAUGAGUUGGAGUCUGUCAAACAGGAAAUGGAAGAACGAGGAUCCAGCAUGACUGACGGAUCUCCGCUGGUAAACAUCAAGAAGGCCAUGGGAAGAGUGAAAGGCGACAUUUCAUCCAUGAACGUGAGGAUUGGUGUUCUGGAAUACUGCAUCACUCAAGCCAGACUGCGGGACAAAGAUCUGCUACAAAAUGAGCUCACCCCAAACACUGUUUAGAUUUACAUCUGUAGAAGACAAAAGUACAGAGCUGGUCUUAGCUGGAACUUUCAUCUAAUUCUUUUACUGUUACAUUUUGUUUAUACUAAAAAAGUACCAGUUUUACAUGUUUAAGUUUUAUAUUAAAAACUUGUUCAUUCUAUUUAUUCUUCAGUAUUUGUUUGAAGAACAUCUAACGUUCCAGCGUAGAUCUGUGAUCUUUCUUUUAUUCCAUGUUCAAAAUGUUCUAGUCUUUUAGCAACACAAUGAUCUCACAUUUAUGUACAUGUACUGCUUAGUUAUUUUAAUUGUUUGUAUAUUCUCACUAAAAACUUUAUUUUUCUUUAAAACUUGUCCUUAAAAAUAAAACACAAU